AUGGUUCUGUGUUUAUUAAAUGUUCCUCAUGUUUUAUAGAAAUCUUAACAAAACAUAACUCAUGAUCAGCUGAUGUGAGUGAACAUGGAGGAGAGCCGUUGGCUGAGACACCUGUCAAUCAAACUGUUAAACAACUACAGCUCCCAUGAGGCUUUGCGCGGUGGCCUUCGGGGAUAUUCCCGCCCGUCCCGUGGAUUAAUGCCGAUCAGCGAUGAUUGACGUGCCCGUCGACCAGCCGGCGGCGGCGCAGUGGCACGCGGCCAACCCCGUGCGGCGGGGGGCGGGGCCUCGCGGAGGGGGCAGGGCGGGAGGUGUCAUGGAGGAUCAGUAGGCGAACCGCGGCCGUCAGAGCAGAUCUGCCCCCGCUGCCCCGCUCCGAUCCCCGGGACCCGGUCCAGUGUUCACCGACGGUCUCCUCACGCGCACGGAUCAGUUCGACAUGGACAUGAAGAAGCGGAUCACUCUGGAGGUUCGGAGCCGGAACCCGGCGGAGAUCGUGGAGCUGGUGGUGGACAACAGUCGCUCAGCAGACGGGGAGGUUGAAGGUCUGACAGACGAGUUCUCCACUCUUGAGUUCCUCAGUAUGGUGAACGUGGGUCUGAACUCUCUGAGUAAACUGCCCUCACUGCCCAAACUACGCAAGUUGGAGCUGAGUGACAACAACCUAUCUGGUUCUCUGGAGACUCUGUCAGAGAAAUGUCCAAACCUCACGUACCUCAACUUGAGUGGGAACAAGAUCAAAGAGCUGAGCAACGUGGAGGCGCUGGUGAACCUGAAGAACCUCCAGAGUCUGGACCUGUUCAACUGUGAGAUCACGUCACUGGACGACUACAGGGAAAGCGUGUUCGAGCUGCUGCCGCAGGUCACCUACCUGGACGGCUUCGACCAUGAGGACAACGAGGCGCCCGACUCCGAGGAUGAAGACGAAGAUGAGGACGGCGAGGACGGGGCAGGUGCGGCCGGCGACUACGACGACGAGGAUGACGACGACGAGGAUGACGAGGACGGCUCGGAGGGAGGAGAGGUGGUGGGGCGGGGCUUCCAGGUGAACCGGGCCGAUCAGGAUGAUGAAGACGAGGACGAGUACGCAGAGGAGGAGGAAGAGGACCAGGCCGGCAUCCAGGGAGAGAAGAGGAAGAGGGAUGUGGAUGAUGAAGGCGAGGAAGAUGAUGACGACGACGAUGACGACUAGUCGACUCGUCGCCUGUCUCGUCCUGUUUCUGUCCGUCCGUCCACCUCUGACCUCCGCCUGACAACAAUCACUGCAAACAUGGCAACAACAAAAACAACAACAACAGGAAGUGAUCCAGAUCCUGUUCAGUUUAUUUUUAGAUACUAAAGAAGAUUUUAUCAGAACUUUGCCUGUUGGUUCUCAGCUGGAAACGUUUCCCUUUAAAACCCGGUUCAGGAUCCAAGAUACUGUCACACCCUGGUCCUGGUCCUGGUCCUGAACUGAUGCUGGACGUGGUUCUACUGCUCGUCAUCUGAGAGGGUAUGAACACCAGAACUCUCUGUCUCCCCCUGGUGUCCGUGUUGGACUGAACAGCUUCUCCGGGCCAGAACCUCUCUGAUCCAUCCCUCAGGUUACCAUAGUUACCCAAUGCUGCCCCCUACUGACCCAACACUGCCUCCUACAGUUCAUGUAUCUGCUGCGUUGUUUCUCCUGAAUCACCUGUGAUGAUUUUCGUUGUCACAGCGACUCGGACCCCGAAGUCCGAGCUUUGAAAAUCUUCUUGUCGGAACUGGACUGAGAAUGUUUCCUCUGAGCGGAACCGUCAAGUUCUUCUUCUUCUUCCUCUUCUAAUUCUUCUUCCCCUUCUUCUUCUCUCUGAGCUCCGUGUUCAGACCCAUGUACACCUCCACCCUGUGGUUCAGGAUCAGAACCGGUUCAGACUCUGGGCUCCUCCCCCUUCAGGAUGCAGUGUGUCUCCCGGCCAAUCAGAGAGGACACGAGGGUUCAGGAUCCUCCUUCUCCGCUGUCUCAGGUCCACAGGACGUCACAUUAAUAAUAUUCCCCGUGUGUGUUUGAUUUGCUGUAGGGAUUCUUCAGGGAUGUUCUGGGCGGGUGGGAGGAUCUUAGUUUUGAUGUUUGGUUUUUUAACUUUGUCUGUUUUUAGUUUGAUGUGAAACCGAGCGGCUCGUCCACAAACUGCCCGUCCCGCUGCCGCCCCUCAGGCUCCGCCUCCUCAACACCACUCUGACCAGCGGUGCAUUUAGGUGCUCUUCAUCAUCAUCAUGAACACGUGAUGAAGAGCACCUGAACGCACCACUACAGUGGUUAAUGGGAUAUCGUGGGGCUAGUGGAUGCUGCAGCUGUCCUCCAUCGUUGAGCUGGUGGAAGGAGGCGGAGUCUGAUACGACCUUUAACCUUCUGCUGCAGCGAGAAACAAACCAGCUGAUGUGAAACAAGAUGGCGUUGUGUGAUCGUGUGGUUUGUUCUGACGCUGCAGCUUCGUCUUCGUCGUUUCUCUUGACUGUGAAACAUUUUCUCUCGUUUACACUUUUCAAAUCAGUGACUGACCUCUGACCUCAGAGCAGCUGAUCGUUUUUUCUCCAGAUUAAUUUUUAAUCUGAAAUUUCAUUUCAAAUAUUUUAUUUUUAAUUUCAUCUUUUAAAAACAAAUUUCUAUCCAGUCAAACUUUUAAAGAUGAACUUGUUUCUUCAGUUUGAUCAAUCACCUGUUACCAUGGAGACCAAAAUAUUCAUAUCAAUCUGUCCAUAACUUAUUGAGUCAAACUGAAAACAAACGAUCAGGUGACCUCCAACAGAGGUCGUGUAGAGGUCAUGUCACGUGACCUCUGGGUGUCAACAUGUGCUGUUUUUAAAAGUGUAAAGGUCGAAGGUCACGUGUGUCCGACCUGCUGAGGUCGUGUUCAACUGGUUUUUAAUAUAAUAAUGUAAAUACACUCAGCUCAGUUUUGUUUUGUUAACUAAGAUUUUUUUUGUUUCCUUUGGCGAGGCGACCUUUGACCCAAGCUCACUCCUCCGUCAGCUGUUAGUUUCCCCCGUGGUCCCGUCCGGGGUCACGACCUCUGUGUGUUGUAAUAAAUCAGUUCUGAGGGUUUUCAAUAAAACGUAUAAAAGUGAAA
Scophthalmus maximus (turbot) is the source of this 3089-nucleotide messenger RNA. It is a transcript of the gene anp32e, whose product is annotated as acidic (leucine-rich) nuclear phosphoprotein 32 family, member E. Gene Ontology annotation, molecular function: histone binding; phosphatase inhibitor activity. The record is from RefSeq and is a predicted model, not a curated record. The transcript is spliced from 7 exons. Gene Ontology annotation, biological process: regulation of apoptotic process. Gene Ontology annotation, cellular component: nucleus. NCBI's taxonomy places the organism in Eukaryota, Metazoa, Chordata, Actinopteri, Pleuronectiformes, Scophthalmidae. Bases 440 to 1192 code for a protein of 250 amino acids.